AUGGGAAAUGGGUUUCUUGAUAGAGUGGAAGACAAUGCGGCUGUCCGGACUUGGUCUGAGAAGAUACAGCAUGAAAAGGGUGAUAGUUUGGUCGUGGGAUACGUAGACAAGCGUCUGUUUCGAGCUCUUGUCCAGUUUUGGAAUCCGGCCUACAGUUGCUUCACAUUCGGAAAGGUUGACCUGGUGCCUACAAUAGAGGAGUACACGACUUUACUUCGGUGUUCGAAGGUACAGGUGGAUAGAAUUUAUUCGAAAGCGGUGAAUGUACCAACCUUCUUGAGGAAGUUGAUGAGUAUAACAAGGAUGAGUGAGCAGUGGGUUACAGCUCGGAUUAAGCAAAAAGGGGAUAGUAGGUGUAUUCCUUGGAAAAGCUUGAAGGACCUCAUUUUAGCACACCCAGAUGCGAGGAAGAAAGUGGACAUCUUUGCUCUAAGUAUAUAUGGUCUAAUCUUGUUCCCUAAGAUUUUGGGACAUGUUGAUGAGGCGGUCACUGAUUUAUUCGACCGGCUUGACAAGGGAGUUACGCCAGUUCCGGUGAUUUUGGCAGAAACCUUUAGGUCAUUAAAUGCAUGCCGAAGAACGGGAGAGGGCAGAUUUAUUGGAUGUGCGCAGUUAUUACUUGGGUGGUUCCAUAGCCACUUAUGGAAGGUUGAUAAGGUUUCAUAUCAGGUCUUCUCUGAAAGUUAUUCACCGUUGAAAGAGAUAGUGGCUGCAUCAAGGAGAGAUGAUAUUACAGAGGAGAAAUGGAUGGCAAUCUUUCAGAAUCUGCAAGAAGAAGAUAUCAAGUGGAGAGCUCCGUGGUUGCUUCCAGAUGAGAUCCUAUAUAGGUGUGGCGAUUUCGACUGGGUUCCGUUGCUCGGGAUUUGGGGAGCUGUUGGCUAUGCCCCAUUGCUAGUGUUAAGACAGUACAGGUUAAGACAGAUUGUGCCUGCCACUCAAGGACUAGCUGAGUGUGAAUUCUCAUAUAAGGAUGAUGGCUACAAAAGGAAGGCUCGUGAGAUGGCCAAUGCGUGGAAUCAGACUCGCAAAAUGAAGAGGUUAGCCGUCGGUCCAAUGACAACUUCUGAAUAUAACGAAUGGCGUGCUAGGAGGAUCAAUGACAACAUUAUCGGGCCAAGUUCAGAAAAUAGUCAGUCGAUAGAGGAGCAUUUGCGCGUCGUCCCUUCUGAGCUAGAAAUCAUAAAGCAAGACCUCGAAAGGAAGAAUGCAGAGUUAGAGAAAAAACUAGAACAAAUGGAGGAAGAAAAGGUGAAUUUAAAGUUGGACAUAGAUGUUCAAAAGCAGGAAACUGAAGGCCUGAGAAAAGGGAAGCGCAAAGUCGAGGAGGAUCUGAACAGCUUGAAGACGGAUUAUAAGAGACUACGUCGUCGUGAAGAAUCAUUGGUUGGGAAAAACCUCGAGCAAAUGGCGUCAAGAGUGGUGGAACUGCAAGCAAGUCUAAGUAGAAUUGAGCAAAUGAAGAAAACUAUAGAAGAACUAGAGGUGGCAUUGCAGAACUGUGAAGCCAGGAUUGAGUAUUUGGAGGAAAACAAAGAUCAUCAAAGCGAACAGCUUCACUAUCUCCAGAAUCAGGUCAAAAGCAGGGAUCGUGUCAUGGGACAAGCCUUGGUUCAGAUUCGAGAAGUAGCUGAUCACUUAUAA
Molecule: messenger RNA, 1641 nt
Organism: Gossypium raimondii (Peruvian cotton)
Lineage: Eukaryota; Viridiplantae; Streptophyta; Magnoliopsida; Malvales; Malvaceae
Exons: 3
Coding region: 1-1641 (546 amino acids)
Source: RefSeq, a predicted model, not a curated record